GCGGAGAGAGCGCGGCUCAGCGAAGUGCGCGCGUGAGGGGCGAAGGAGUCUCGCGCUUUCUCAGGAGGCACCUGGUCGCGCGCCUUGUAGCGGAGCCGCAGCUGCCUUUCAGAAUAAGAAUAAUGGAACUAUCAGCUUUAUCAACGUGCUUCUUCUGUCUGACGGCUGUCGCUCUUACGACGGCUUUAGGGAGCAAACUCACCGUCCCACGUCUUCGCCUCUCAUACAAAGACCUGGUGGCCACUAAUCGUACGUCCAUCUUCUCUGGCCUGCAUGGGGACCUACAGCUGUCGGCCAUGUUUUUGGAUGAGUACCAUGACAGGCUCUUUCUGGGAGGGAAGGAUGUUCUCUAUUCUCUCAGACUGGACCACACACAAACUGAGGCUAAAGAGAUUCACUGGCCAUUGCCUGGGAACAGAGAAGACUGUAUCCUAAAAGGAAAGGACCCAGAGACGGAGUGUGCUAAUUUUGUGCGUCUUCUACACCCCUUUAACCGGACUCACCUCCUGGCCUGUGGAACCGGAGCGUUCCAACCCGUGUGCGCUCUGGUCUACGUGGGAUAUCGCGGGGAGCAUGCGUUUGCACUGGACCCUUCCAGUGUGGAAAAUGGGAGAGGACGAUGCCCUCAUGACCCCAACCUUCCAUUCGCCAGCACCUUUACAGGUGGAGAGCUGUACACAGGCCUGACGGCUGAUUUCCUCGGACGUGACUCUGUCAUUUUGAGGAGUCUGGGACAUCGCUCUCCGAUGCGGACUGAAACGGACCAGAAAAUAUUACACGAGCCCAGGUUCGUAGCUGCACACCUCAUUCCAGACAGUGCGGAUAAAGACGAUGAUAAAGUCUACUUCUUUUUCACCGAAAGAGCGAGUGAGGCUGGGGAGAGAGAGGGAGAGGCAGCGAUACACACGCGCAUUGGACGAGUGUGUGCGAAUGAUAUUGGAGGGAAGAGAGUGCUGGUGAAUAAAUGGAGUACGUUUAUUAAAGCUCGAUUGGUGUGUUCUGUUCCGGGACCUCAUGGCAUCGAUACACACUUUGACCAGCUGGAGGAUGUGUUUCUUCUACGGACCAAAGACGAAAGGAAUCCAGAAGUUUAUGCCAUCUUCAGCACCAUCAGCAACGUGUUCCAGGGCUAUGCUGUAUGCGUGUAUAACAUGGCUGAUAUUCGUGAAGUGUUCAAUGGGCCUUUUGCUCAUAAAGAGGGACCAGACUAUCAGUGGGGACCUUACGAAGGACGCGUCCCAUAUCCCAGACCUGGAGUGUGCCCCAGUAAGAUCACUGCUCAGCCGGGCCGCAUGUUUGGCAGCACUCUGGAGUUCCCAGACUCUGUGCUGCAGUUUGCUCGUUCUCAUCCUCUCAUGUGGCGGGUCGUGUACCCAACUCAGCGCCAGCCCCUGCUCUUACGCACCUCCACUCCCUACAGACUCACACACAUCACUGUGGACCGCACACAGGCCGAGGACGGCCCUUAUGAUGUCAUGUUCAUUGGCACAGAUGUUGGCACUGUCCUAAAGGUCAUUGCACUGCGCAAUGGCAACUCAAUCAACAGUGAAGAAAUCACAUUGGAAGAGCUUCAGGUCUUCAAGGUGCCCACACCCAUCACCUCUAUGGAGAUCUCAGUGAAGCGGCAAUCAUUGUUUGUGGGCUCGAGUGCUGGCGUAGCACAGGUUCCUCUGCAUCGCUGCAGCAUGUAUGGUAAAGCAUGUGCUGAGUGCUGCCUGGCACGAGACCCCUACUGCGCUUGGGACGGUCACACCUGCACACGAUAUGUCCCCAGUUCUAAACGUCGCUACCGCAGACAGGACAUCAGACACGCGAAUCCAGCGCUGCAAUGCAGAGACCAAAACCAAAGCGUGGAAGAUCUGGACAUGGUUGAAGUGCGGGUUGUGUACGGCACAGAGAACAACAGCACUUUUCUGGAGUGUGUCCCUCGAUCUCCGCAGGCCACCGUCACCUGGCACAUCCAGCGGGAUGAACAUCUGGAAGAGGUGGAGCUAGACGAGCGAGUGGUAAAAACGGAAGAAGGUUUGCUAUUCAGACGAGUGUUACGACACGACGAAGGCGUCUACGUGUGCCGCUCCCGGGAACAUGGAUUUUCUCAGACGCUCUCACGUGUGUGGUUGGAUGUCUUACAAGGGGACACGCUUGCUGACCUACUUUCACAAGAAAGUAAACAAAAGGCAUGGUCUCCAUGUCCUGUCAAUACAGGCUCAGCUAACCGAUCGCCACCCAGAGGGUGGUUUAAAGAUGUCCUGCAGCUGAUUGGUCCAUCAAACCUUCCUCAAGUAGAACAAUACUGUGAGCGCGUCUGGUGCAACGAAAAGCUGCGUAGGAAACACAAGAACAUGAUGGACAAAUACAAACAAGCGCAGGACGUGGCACGGAAAACCAGAGUCAGUAAGAACGCCGGGGACCGGCAUCGUAUGCCACGAGCAGUAGAGUGAUAUACACACACACACACACAUAUAUGCACACACUGAGAGAUGAACUCAUAGAAGAGAACACCUCUCAAGCUCAGAGACAUUGAUCAUGCUUACCCACUGCUCACACAGACAACGAGGUAGAAUGUCUUUAACGUCUCCUGAACUUUGCAGAACUGUGGAGCAAAUUUUUGUAUUACAUUUUCCUUUUUAACAUAUUACUAUGAUGUCAUUUGUCAUAAUUUGACGACGGUUGCCGUAUCAGCAGAAGAAACAGACACAAUGUGGGUGUACAAUAUACACAUACUGUACACACACCUCUAUUUAAAUUCUGUUUACUGUGGUUUUCUACUGUAUGUGCUGAGAAGAUCUGGAUGUGUUCACGGCAUCGCUCUCAGUAUCCUGGAGUAAAGCCAAAGACAUUUAUGAUCAUACACAUUUUGAAAGUAUUUUCCUUUUUUUUUUUUUUUUUUUUUGGACCAACUUGUUAACCUGAUUUUUUUUUUUAAAGCUGUAAUUUGCUAAUUUAUUUAGCUGUUACUGCAGGUUACUGGUUAGAAGUGGAUUUUCUAUUAAAUAAAGCAUGAUGGGGUGUGCAGUUAGAGAUAAAUUAUCAACAACGUAAUGAUGUGAGUCGAGUCGUGUAGUUCCAA
This is a messenger RNA of Clarias gariepinus (North African catfish), 3070 nucleotides long. RefSeq names its product sema domain, immunoglobulin domain (Ig), short basic domain, secreted, (semaphorin) 3bl (gene sema3g). Gene Ontology annotation, molecular function: semaphorin receptor binding; chemorepellent activity. The coding region runs from base 123 to 2441 and encodes 772 amino acids. Gene Ontology annotation, biological process: negative regulation of axon extension involved in axon guidance; negative chemotaxis; semaphorin-plexin signaling pathway. Lineage: Eukaryota; Metazoa; Chordata; Actinopteri; Siluriformes; Clariidae. The transcript is spliced from 16 exons. The record is from RefSeq and is a predicted model, not a curated record.